This is a messenger RNA of Leptosia nina, 1233 nucleotides long. NCBI's taxonomy places the organism in Eukaryota, Metazoa, Arthropoda, Insecta, Lepidoptera, Pieridae. The record is from the annotation of a GenBank genome assembly.
AUGUCGAUAGCACUCUUAUUAGAAAAGUAUGAUGUUUCAUCUGAAGAAGGCCUUCAGAAAGCGUUAAAUGAAAUCGAAAAGGAAGAGGCCGAAGUCAACGAUGCUCUAUCAAACGCUCUGUCUAAAGCAUGUAUUCUCGAGGGAAGACUUCGUACAGCUAGUCAAGCAUAUACGAAGUUGGGUGAAGUCAAAACAGAGGCGUUGGUGGCUUCGGAUAUGGUAGAAAAGACUGCGGUAUUGGCAAAAGAUGUGAGCGCUAAAGUGCGGCAGCUGGAUCUUGCAAGGUCUAGAGUUGCUGAAUGUCAACAGAGAGUCCAUGAUUUAAUAGACCUCAAGGUUUGCAGUGCUGGAGUUGAUACAGCCAUCAAAGCACAUGACUAUGAAACAGCUGCUGCUCACAUUUCACGAUUUUUGAGUAUGGAACCUGCGUCGGUAGCGGCCGCUCGGGCAAGAGGAGACACUGAUCCGAGACAUGAUAUAACAGCUGCCGCAAAUACUUUGCGAGAACACCUGAUUAAAAAAUUCGAGGAAGCAGCAAAAAAAGAGGAUGACACUUCAGUCGAGAGGUUGUUCAAACUAUUUCCGCAGAUAGGGUGUGCCGAGCUAGGUGUAGCCAUGUUGAGUAAAUAUGUGGCUUCACAGUUGGACGUAGCGGUGCGCCGCGCUAGUAUGGUGUCGAGCAGCGGGAAGAACGAAACCGCAGUACACGCCGACGCGCUGACCCGAGUGCUGGAAUGCGGGGCAGCAGCCGUAGAAAGGGUGCGCACACUGAGUGUAGCCGCUCCCGACACUUUGCCGCAAGCCCUAACCGUCAUGCAACCGAUGCUCUGUAGCGGCGUGCGCACGGUGUGUCGUUCUCUGAUAGCGACCCGAAGGUACCCCAGCACGGAGAACCGCUCCCCGCUGACAGUCGAGCCGGCCCUCAACGAGCUCGCGCUCGCCCACCACCGCCUUCAGCUCUACUGGAUCUUUCUGAGGAGGCGCGUAGAAAUGAACGAAAACAUGGAUGAAAAAUCGAAAGCCGCAUGCGCAGAGGCCGUAGAGAAGUUGAUAGCGGAAAGCGACUCAACAAGAACUGCGCAAGACCUCCUUGGACAUUAUCUUACGCUUGAAAGAUAUUACCUGGAAGAGAGUGUGAGCAAGGCUCUGAAGAUGUCCACGCCGCAACCGGGGCAGACCACUUCCAGUCUGGUGGACGACGUGUUCUUCAUUGCGAGGAAGGUAAUCCGGUAA